Coturnix japonica (Japanese quail) is the source of this 3912-nucleotide messenger RNA. NCBI's taxonomy places the organism in Eukaryota, Metazoa, Chordata, Aves, Galliformes, Phasianidae. The record is from RefSeq and is a predicted model, not a curated record.
CAGCAGAGCGGUGUGUCUCAGAUGAUGGUGGUUCCUGGGAGCGCCCCGCUCAUCCAGCAGGACCGUGCUCUGGAGCCUGACGUGGGGCGAGGGCCGACACAGAGCUCCGCUAUGGGCCCCGGCACCGAGCCUGCGCCCGGCGAGGUGGGCCCGGAGCUGGAGGAGGUUCGGAAGCUGCAGGAGCUGGUGAGGAGGUUGGAGAUCCAGAACCAGCACCUGAGGACGAGGAGUCGCAGGAGCGUGCUUGGCACAGCUCUGCAGGGAGAGAUGAGAAGCGGCGUGGAUAACCACGACUCUGGGCUCAACGGGAUGGAAAUUAACAACAGCAUCAACGCGAUGGCGGAGAAGCAGGAAUUGCAAAUCAUGGCGGAUCUGCACAGCAAACUGAGCAAAAUCCGAAGGGAGGAGGGAGAGAACAACUGCUUCAAAAGAGACAUGGGUGCCCAAACGCAGUACGGCUGCCUCAGUGCUCCUGAGGAGCUGCCAUCUGACAUGUGUAAGGUGGAGGUGAAGACUGAUGAUAACGUGAGGUGUUUGUCGCGUGUGGAUAGCGGUGGUAGCACGGAGCUGAUGGGGAACCUGCUCAUUGCAGGUAACGAGUCCACGGUUACAAUAAACCAACCAAAUCCCAGCGAAAAAGGUGGAGAUCUAGCAGGAAUUUUGAAUAACAGCGCUCUGGAUGAAGUGAAAGUGCUGGAACUUGAGAACUGCAAUGAAGAAGAAGACAGCUGGCUGUACGUGUCCCCAAGGAAAUCUGCUGUCAGUCACAAGACAGGCUCUCCUUUGCAGUGGUGCCGGCAGGUGCUGGACAAUCCCAGCCCUGAGACUGAAGCCGCCUGCCGGACUCUUAUCAGCAGGCUGGACCAAGCCAGUAGAUGGAAAAACCUGUAUUGCAGUCCCCUGGCCUCACCAAGUGCACAUAACUUGAAUACAGAGACAGGCUCCUGUAGCAAUGCACUAAACUCUCCUGGGCAUCUCAAAUCGACUAACAAAGCACUACUAACCUGUGGCAGCUCAGGUUAUUUAAGCAUGCAUUCCGCACUGAGCUCACAGUCAUCUGUGGACAGCGAGCUGAGCACAUCUGACGACUCCAUCUCGAUGGGAUAUAAGCUGCAGGACUUGACUGACGUCCAGGUUAUGGCACGCCUUCAGGAAGAAAGUCUCCGCCAGGACUGCGCCUCCAGCUCAGCAUCCGUGUCGCGUCGCAGCUCCAGUGCCUCCCUGCACUCCCUGCGCAGGGGUACCUACAGCGACCAGGAGUUCGACACGUACAGCCUGGAGGACGAGGAUGAUUACGACUGUUCCCUGUCGUACCGCAGUGCUCACAGAUACUCGCCGUCUCCGCUCAGCUCCCCCAGAUGUCAGUCCCCUUCUUCCAGUGCAGACUAUAGCAGGGCCUCUGCUUCUCGUAUCCGUCCCCCACGGAGAUCUGUGCAAAGCCCAAUGCAAGACCGGCUGAAAUAUGCCAGCAGUGAAGAGGAGAUGCGGCACAGCAUGCCCAACCUGGCCAGAACCAGCCUUCGAGCUUUGGAGUCUGUGAGAAGCAGUCGGAGUUUGGAGUCAGAUCUGCAGGUGCCCAGCACUCGGCUUUCAAGAAUUCAGCAACCAUCAGCAAGUCUGGCUCCCAGUAAGCUCAGGUAUUCCUCCGGUGCUGGGCAGUCUCCCCUCACAGUGCGACAACCGAUGAAAGCUGGGUCAUGCACAAACUCUCUGUUAACAGCCAGGCAGCCGGUGAAGGCCUGCAGCUACACAGCUCCCGUUAGCGGAGUUCGAAAGCCACAAGCUUCUUCCCUUAGCACAGGCCCUUCUGGAGGCAGCUCCAAUACUAGAAGCAUGGUCACCAUGGCAAAAAGUUCACCCAUAAAACCACGCACAUCUGUUGGAGGAACUUCAGUGCCCAGGAGCAAGCUGACGCCGCCGUCCAAGAGCAGAUUUCUUCAAUCAGCAAAAACCACGCCAAACACUGUGGACGAUUCCUGGAAGGACGGGUGUUACUGACACAACCCAAAAGGCCGAUGCACUGCCAAACACCUGUGUGAAGCAGAACCCCAGCUGGCUGGGCUUGAGAACAUUACUUUAAAAUGAUCUUCUAUUUGAGAGAUCCAUCGCAUUGGGACCGAUGUAUAUAGCUCCUCUCCUCUUGAAUGCAAACUAUCCUUUGCCUUCCACCACUCUGGCACGAGCCUGUCCUCUGAGCAGUAGAACAGACAACUGCUGUACUGCGUUCCCACUGUUCGACACGUGACUGAAAUGAGUCUUCAUACGAAGACUGAAAAGAGCCUUAUUUCGUAGUAACCUCUGUUUGCAGCCCUUUGGAAGGCCCGUCACAUAAAACAACCUCUUAGGACCUGCUCCUCAGGAUCCUCACUUAACAAGGCUGCCGGGUGUCCUGCCUGGGCCACAGAGCAGCUUCCAGCAGCCGCUAGGGCAUGUUUGACAGCAGUGGCAGGGGGAGACUAGAAAUAGCUGUAUAGGUGUUAGAAAUAAGACUUUUUAACUUCCAACCUGGUGAACUCCCAACCUUUUUUUUUUUCUUUUUUUUUUAACUUCUGUAUAGAAUGUAUUUCUGCUGAUUUUUAUUGUGUGUUCUAGGAGACAAAGCAGGUUUUUAUAACUGUAGCCUACUUCGAGCUGGUGUAUUCGAGCGCGUCCGUCACAGUUCAGGAGCGAAGGAGCAGUACACAAUAUUUGUGUGGGUUUGCAAACAGUUGCAGGGACAGGGGAUGCUCUUUGGAAAGUGCUGUUUGUCACCAUCUUCACAGCUCGGAGGAAGCUAUUGGACACCAGAUACAGGUAAACUCAUUACAGAAUAGCUCCCCUGCCUGAUUUGACUUGAAGCGUUUCCCUUAGGUCUUUUCAGCCAGCCCUUAACUGCCCUCCUUUUUGUAGAAGACUUUUUCUACCGUCUCUUUGGCUAUGAAGGAUCCUGUUUCAACGUCCUUUUCCUCAGCAAGUGCUGCAGGCUCUGAAUUCCGUCUUAGUACACAAAACAUGCACUGAUAGCAACAUUCUCCCUGCCAUCAAUGUGAUUUUGAUAGUGUAGUUUAAUAAAAUGUUAUGGUGCUGAAAUAGAUCUGCCUUACUCUAAUAGUGAGCCUCCGUGAGUGUUUUUGUGCCAGGAAUGAGGCUGCUUCCAUCUUUCAAGAGACUUCCAUUGGAGACCUGCUUACAUAGGCAGAGCUUUGUGAUGCAAGUAUUGUUAAUUUACCUUUCAGCUCCUUGCAUUUCAUAAGAAUGAGGUAGUUUUAGCAAAGGAAAACAAGCCACAGUGUUCAGUUCAUGUCUUUUAUAGAACAGCCAGAAGGGGCCUCAGCAAAACAAAGUCUGUGAAGCAAUACUUGCAACUUGGAAGCCACUCAGGCUCUGCAGUGACCUCUUUGCAUUGUUUGCUUUAAAAAAAGUCGGCUGUAUUAAAUUAAUGAGCUCCAGACUAGCUCUCAUGUAUGUGUUCCAUUACUGAACAGUCGGUGCACCUAGAAGAUAACGCUGGCACUGAACUGACUGCACUAUAAGCUGGCUUUUCUGUGUAAGGGGAUGAGAGAACAGUCGCACAGGAACAGCUUUUGACAGGUGUGUAAACGUCAAGAGCACAGUUAUUACCUCUUGGAAGAGAUACCUGGAAGUUAAUGAGAACUGGAGUAGCAGCAGUUCUCUUUUUUGUUACACUAUUAGUUGAAUAUUUAGUUUUCCUGAAGCUGAAAUUACCCCCUUUCACUUUACAACAACUGCUCAACCCUGUAGAAAAACAACAACAGAUCCCUUUCUAAGUCUUGAAAGUCACUAGCGCUGUCUUAAAGCUUUACCUUCAUGCAGUAGGUUCUUAAAUGCUUCUGCCUGGUGGAAGAGCUGGAAACUCACUGUACUGAGCUCACCUUUCUGUGCCCUCGGACAGUAAAGAAGAGAUUAGCACCA